CUAAACGAUAAGUUGGAAUUAUGACGUCUUGCCCUUGAGACUAAAGGAUUCAGAAUAAGAAGAAACAAGACUGAAUACAUGGAAUGUCAUUUCAGCGGCCAUGAUACAGAUUCAGAGGUGGAAGUCAGGAUUGACUCUCACCUAGUACCUAAGGUAGACAGGUUUCGAUAUCUUGGCUCGGUAAUCCAGGCUGAUGGGGAGUUAGAUGCAGAUGUUGAACAUCGUGUUGGAGUGGCUUGGGCCAAAUGGCGGUUAGCUUCAGGGGUGUUAUGUGAUCCGAAGAUUUCGCCUAGAAUGAAAGGUAAGUUCUAUCGAUCCGUAGUCAGACCUGCUAUGUUAUAUGGGGUAGAGUGUUGGGCGGUUAAGAAGACUCAUGUGUGUCGUCUGCAUGCGGCGGAGAUGCGGAUGUUACGAUGGAUGUGUGGGAAGACAAGGUUGGAUAGGAUUUUGAACGAAGUUAUCCAACGUCAGGUAGGCAUGGCACCAGUGGAAGAUAAGUUGCGGGAAACGAGGUUGAGAUGGUUUGGCCAUGUGAGACGGUGGGAUGCUGACGCCUCUGUACGGAGAUGCGAGAGGAUUACGAUUAUCGGGGGAAGUAGGGGCAGGGGUAGACCUAGGAAGAAUUGGAAGGAGGUGAUUAGGCAGGAUUUAGGACUUCUCGACCUGACUGAGGAUAUGGCCCUAGAUAGGAACCUUUGGAAAACUAGGAUUAGAGUAGCUGGAUAGGAGCUCGGUGUUGUAGAGGCACACAAAUGCGGACUUCAUCAAAUUGUUCGAGCAAGGUUUGCAUAGCCUUUUCGGGACAAGCGAUGAGGAUAUUUGUUUUCCUUAGCUCUCUUCACAUGCUCAUCAUGGACUUUCUGCAGAAAAAGGACAGUGCAUCAAAAAGGUUGUUGCUCCUACAGAGGAACAAGUGAGGAACCCAAUCCUUUAGAAUCUUCGUGGAUUGAAUAACUCCUGAAAUGAUCAUUGUGAAUCAAGAACCAAUUGUUGGAGACAGCCACCUAGAACAUAUAAUCUCUAGCCAUUCCAUGGAGUUGGUUGAACCUGUUAUUGAAGGGACAAGUUCAAUGAAGGAGCAAGGAGGUGAAAUUCCCCAUAAGAUAGCUUGAUUGUUGGUUUUCUGCUUUCAAACAACUUGCUAAAUUGUACCUGUAGUUCACCAAUUGUGCUAAGCAAAUCAUCUACUACAUGUAGCAGUAGCGUUUCAGAUGAAAAAAGAAAUAUAGCUAGAGAGCGAGU
Molecule: messenger RNA, 1242 nt
Organism: Cuscuta campestris
Lineage: Eukaryota; Viridiplantae; Streptophyta; Magnoliopsida; Solanales; Convolvulaceae
Source: the annotation of a GenBank genome assembly